GGCGAGGUGUCGGUGGAGAGACCGGAGAGGACGGAGAGGCUGCCGGGUCACUGCUGCCGCUGCUGCCGCUGCUGCUGCGGGAAAUUUGGCUCUCCAGAAAUACUGAAGGCGACUAAGUUUAGUUCAGGAUGCGUCCGUAAAUCCACCUUGUGUCUCUGCAAAGGGGUGAAAUCACAACCUUCUGAUAUAAACUGCGCUCAUUUUCUAUUCCUGGAGAGCUUAAUGCGCCUCGUCUCCAAACAUGAUCGGGAGAGGACUGUUCGUUUUGACCGUACUGUCCAACUGCGUUCUGUCAUUGCCGGUGACUUCAAGUCAGCUGGAGAAUGAAGACGUACAGGUGAUGAAAUGCAUUGUGGAGGCGUUGGCAGACGUGCUAUCAAGGCUCCACCCCAUGCCUGUCAGUCAGGAGUGUUUGGUCACACUGAAGACAGAUGACAGGCUUGUUUCUAUCCUUCGCCAUCACAGCUUCCUGAAGGAGCUGCAGGAGAUCGCCGUUCAAGGUGGUCAGGAGAGAGCUCAGCUGCAGAGAGACGCCGGUGCACCUGAAUCAACCACGCAAACUCCUCAGACUGCAGAUGUUGCUGAUCGAUCCAUGUUGGAGGCUUUAGGAGGCCCAGGUGAACGAUCCAUCCUGUCCCAGAAGAGGAGGACAGGAAAUGGAGACAGAGAGGAAGAAAAGCAUGUGAGCCUUGGAGACAGAGAGUCACAGGAGGACAGUGACAUCGUUGAAGAGGUGCAAGUGAAGAGGGAAGAUGACGAGGGCCCGCGAAGUCACAUCUCUGAGGCUGCGGAUGAGUGGAGUGAGGGCAGGGCUGUAAAGAGAGAGGAAGAAGAGGAAGAGUAUGGACAGAAGAGAGCAAAUUCAGGGGAGGAAAACAUGAUCAAGGAUAAGAAAGGUGCUGGAUCUGAACCCAGACACAAAUCAAAAGCAAAGAAGUUUGAUAAAGAAGAUGAAGUGGGGAAAGACAAGAGAUCUCCAUUUUUCUCACAUAGCCCUAAAGAACAGGUGGACGAGAUGGAAGAGGAGGAAGAGGAGGAAGAGGAUGAAGGAGAGCUGAAGAGAGAGAGUAGGGAGGGCCUACAGCGUUGGACCAAGAGGGGCAAGGCGUUGCCACUAAAGAGAAAAGCAGCGCAGCAGCUCAAGAGACAGCAUGAAGUGCCACAUCAUUCAAAAGAAGACACAGAGGAAGAGGAGGAGAAGAGGAAGAGAGGCAUGCAGAGGAGUCCGGAGGAGAAGGAGCUGCAGAUGAUCGCAAGGAGGGGACCUGAGGAAGAAGGGAGCGGCAGCCGGAAGUCAGAGGAGCCAGAGAUUGAAAGCCUGGCAGCCAUCGAGUCGGAGCUUGAAAACGUUGCCCAGAAACUCCACGAGAUGCGGCGAGGCUGAAGAGAGAGAGAGAGAGAGAGAGAGAGAGAGAGAGAGAGAGAGAGAGAGA
Messenger RNA from Epinephelus fuscoguttatus (brown-marbled grouper), 1433 nucleotides. It is a transcript of the gene chga, whose product is annotated as chromogranin A. Bases 242 to 1384 code for a protein of 380 amino acids. Gene Ontology annotation, cellular component: chromaffin granule. The record is from RefSeq and is a predicted model, not a curated record. Gene Ontology annotation, biological process: defense response to bacterium; negative regulation of catecholamine secretion; negative regulation of insulin secretion. The transcript has 8 exons. Lineage: Eukaryota; Metazoa; Chordata; Actinopteri; Perciformes; Serranidae.